GCUGCGGGUGCGAGCGGCGGGUCUGGCAAGGGGCUCGGCUGCCGCAUGGCGUCGGGGCACGGAAGGCUGGGCGGGCUCCUGCUGUUGCUGCUGCCGCUGCUGCUCCCGGGCCCGGCCGGCGCCUGGUACAAGCACGUGGCCAGCCCGCGCUACCACACGGUGGGCCGGGCGUCGGGGCUGCUGAUGGGCGUCCGCCGCUCUCCCUACCUGUGGCGCCGGGAGGAGGCCGGGCCGGACCCCCGCGGCAGCUCCUCGCCCGACGCGGCCCCACGGUGGCUGCGGCCGCACCUGCAGCCCUGGCCGGACCCGCCCCGCCCCGCCAGCCGCUGGGGCCGGGAGCCGCUGGAGAGGCCGCCUUGCCUUCCGCCCGAGGGCGCCUGGGCCGGACUGGCCCUCCAGCGGGCCCUGCGGAAGCAGACGCCGCCCGACGGACCGCGGGAGCCGCCGCCCGACAGUAUUUUUGCACCUGAGAUGUGAUUUCACUUGAAGCCACAUGUCCCGUGGGAGGAACGGCCUGAGAAAUGCCACCAGAGGACCACAGAAACUGAUUUGCGAAGCAGAAUGUGAGCAAAGCCUCUGGUUCCUGCAUCUUCUAUCCCCCCCACCAGGAAACCAUCCCCCCCCCCCCCGCUUGCCUUUAACCUGCCCAGACUUGCUGGAGGCCACAAACAGAGUCUGGGCCCUUGGAAUUGAGGCUCCUGUUUGAUUCUCUUUUGCUUUUCAACUCUUGGAUGCAGGCAAAAAACUCCUGCUGUCUUCUAGCCAACUUCACGCUGACAUCUUAGAGUGGAGAAGAAAGAAGGAAAUAUAUGAAGUUUGUUAUUCCUUUUCAGAUGUCUCUGAGGCUUUUUGCUAUAUGAUGUAUACUCUGUCUUUUUCCCCUCUGGGAUACUGUACUAAUUAAAACUGAAAUGUAAUCAA
Messenger RNA from Pantherophis guttatus, 921 nucleotides. RefSeq names its product neuropeptide W (gene NPW). The record is from RefSeq and is a predicted model, not a curated record. Lineage: Eukaryota; Metazoa; Chordata; Lepidosauria; Squamata; Colubridae. Gene Ontology annotation, molecular function: G protein-coupled receptor binding. Gene Ontology annotation, biological process: feeding behavior; G protein-coupled receptor signaling pathway.